Annulohypoxylon truncatum is the source of this 4051-nucleotide messenger RNA. RefSeq names its product DNA repair protein. Bases 157 to 3672 code for a protein of 1171 amino acids. The record is from RefSeq and is a predicted model, not a curated record. The transcript has a single exon. Gene Ontology annotation, biological process: error-prone translesion synthesis; error-free translesion synthesis. Gene Ontology annotation, cellular component: nucleus. NCBI's taxonomy places the organism in Eukaryota, Fungi, Ascomycota, Sordariomycetes, Xylariales, Hypoxylaceae. Gene Ontology annotation, molecular function: damaged DNA binding; deoxycytidyl transferase activity; DNA-directed DNA polymerase activity.
CGCAUUCUAAGUAGUUCAUCUUAUGAUCGCCAUAGCCGCAACCCUGUCAUUUCCAAGAUGACCUCCCAUCGAAAGAUCGCCACAGGCAAUCGAGUAGAAGUUCUUAUCGGAAUAAGGAGUCGCGCUUUUUGAUGUUGAUGACAAAAUCAUAUCAAGAUGGGGAGUCGUCUGGAAAAUAACUCGAAUUCCGUGCGAAAGCGCAUAGAGAACCAUACCUUCUCCGAUGAAGGAGGCGACGAGUACGAACCUAGCGCCUUUGGAGGAUUUGAAGAUUAUUUCCGUCGCAAGAAGAUCAAGUUGCAAAAUCUUGAUUCCGAAUUACGAGCUUCAUCAAAUGACAAGCCUCAGAUCUUCAAAGGAGUAGUCGCACAUGUUAUGGGUUAUACCCAGCCAUCACUCCAGGUUCUUCACCUUGAUUUGGUUCAACAUGGAGCUGGAUUUCUCCAGUAUUUGGAUUCUAAGACCAUGGCCACUCAUAUCAUAGCGUCGAAACUACCGCCGAAAAAGAUGGUUGAUUUCGGCAAAUACAGGAUAGUGAAACCUGCUUGGGUAACGGAUUCUAUCAAAGCCGGAAAACUUCUUCCGUGGUCCGAUUACCGGGUAAUAGAGGAGACUCCGAGACAGAAGACAUUGAAGAUGAAUGGUAGUGGAAUAUCCACCCAGUCAAGCCCAUCUCCAUUGUCAGGGUACCGAGAACAAACCGAGUCAAGUUUCUAUACUAGUCAACUCAAGGGUAUUGCGCAGUCUAUCAAUGGAAACCACCUUGGAGACAUUACACCCAACCGACCGGGGCCGGCUAACAAAUUAGCUCAAAGGACUGACUCUAAUGAGCCUAUGACGCCUUUGGGGUUACAGGAGUCGCGAGGCUCACCAGGGACCUCUGAUAAAUCCGAUGAGGAUACGGUCAUGUUGGUGGACUUUCCAGAACCUACACCUGAUAAUUCCAAUGAAAGACCGGAUCGCCCGAGCAAAGAUGAAUUGGAGGACGAUGUUCAAGCUGGACCAACAACUGAACAGCAGAAGACGAUGACUUCCGAGGAACAUAACGCUAUGUUACUCCAAGACCCUCGUAUGAGAAAGUCGUCAACCGCAAAUCCAGAUUUUAUACAGCAGUACUACUCUGAGAGCAGACUCCACCACUUGUCCACUUGGAAAGCCGAACUGAAGUCGAGAAUGCAGAGACUGGCUGCCGAGAAGGGUGCUCAAAGGAAGCCAAUGAAAAGGAAAGCAGGCGCGAGGCGUUACGUUAUGCACGUAGACUUCGACAGCUUUUUCUGUGCGGUCUCCCUGAAAAGUGCGCCUGAUUUCAUUGACAAACCUGCUGUCGUUGCACACGGAACGGGUUCGGGUUCGGAAAUUGCCAGCUGCAACUACCCGGCGAGAAAGUACGGCGUCAAAAACGGCAUGUGGAUGAAGCGAGCCAAGGAGCUAUGUCCUGAGCUCAAGGUGCUCCCGUAUGAUUUUCCGGCGUAUGAGGAAGCUAGCAAAGCAUUUUAUGAAUGCAUCUUAGAAGUCGGUGGCAUUGUGCAGAGCGUCAGUAUUGAUGAAGCUCUUGUGGAUAUUACCUCGGUCAUCCUAUCCGCAAUCGGUUCUGACGGCUCUGGGAUCGACGAAGGCAGUAUAUGGAGAGAACAGGAGAAAUCGGACCAGAUGGCAUCGGCCUUGCGAGAUCAAAUCAAAGCGAAAACUGGGUGUGCUGUUUCCGUUGGGAUAGGUGGUAAUAUUCUUCUAGCAAAGGUUGCCCUUCGGAAGGCCAAACCCGCCGGCCAAUACCAAAUCAAGCCAGAAGAAGUGUUGGACUUCCUUGGAGAGUUGAAGGUUGAUAGUUUGCCUGGAGUUGCGUAUAGCAUAGCCGGCAAGCUAGAGGAAAUCGGAGUGAAGCUCGUGAGCGAUGUUCGGCAGACUUCUAAAGAACGCUUAAUCAACACUCUUGGGCCCAAAACAGGCGAGAAGCUCUGGGAAUACGCACGUGGUAUAGACCGAACAGAAGUUGGCGAACAGCCGAUACGAAAGUCAGUUUCUGCUGAGGUCAACUGGGGUAUACGGUUUAUUAGUCAAGAGGAAGCCGAAGAAUUUGUGUUCAACUUGUGUAAAGAGUUGGAGAAACGAUUACUCAAUGAGCAGGUCAAGGGCAAGCAACUCACGAUGAAAAUCAUGCGACGCUCCUUGGACGCACCACUUGACCCGCCAAAACAUUUAGGGCAUGGCAAAUGUGACACUUUCAACAAGAGUGUCUUGUUUGGCGUUGCGACUCACGACUACAAGGUACUAGGAAAGGAAGCCGUUUCUAUCCUCCGUUCUUUCAAGUUCACCCCCGGCGACCUCCGCGGCCUAGGCGUACAAUUAACUAAACUAGAACCAAUCAAAACUUCACUGUCAGGUCUCGACGGAAGCCAGAAGAGGCUAAGUUUUGGUGCCUUUCGUACUCCCGGUUCGGCAAAGAAACCGGCCUUAGAACCAAUCCAAGAUGGCAUCGGCGGAGAAGAGACGAGUUUGAAACAGACUCGGCACGACUCUCAAGAUCCUAUUGCCGAAGAUCCCCUAACACCCCGGAAACCAAAGCCAGAAGCCCGCCACCCGGCGUUUACGAUAUCCCGGGCGAGCGAGAACGACGACAAGGCAAAUACCCCUUUAAACAUUGGCGGGACUCAAUUCAUCAUGCCAUCCAACCCAGAUCCCGCGGUGAUCGCAGAGCUCCCCCCAGACAUCCGAAGCCGGCUUAUGGGGCAAGGUAGCAGAGCCCGCGACGCACGACAACCAACACCAACACCAACAUUAACACCAACAGCCAAAUCCCGGACCCAAAGCCCAGCCCCGGCCAAUGAGAUCCCGCCCGAGAUCGACCCCGAAGUCUUCAACGCCCUGCCAGAGGACGUGAAAGCCGAAGUCCUAGAACAGUACAGACCCCGAAGCAGACAGCAACAGCAAAACCCCCCUCAAUCCCCGCGCAGAGACCGCCAGAUCCAGCAACCCCCGAAGCAGCAGCAGAAGACGCCGACCAAACGCCGGGUCGCCGGGCUAUUCGCCCGCGCGCGCGAGCGCCAAUCCGAUGCCAGCGCGAAGAUAAUCCAGACCACGAUCAAACACCAGCAGCAGCAGCAGCAACAGCAGGCCUCAGUCCCCGAGAUAGCUGACCUAGACCCGACCUUCCUCGCCGAGCUGCCCGAGGAAGUGCGUCGGGAAGUGAUCGCAGACCACCGGCGUCUGCGCGCGCAGCGGUCGGGCUUAGACCUGCCUUCCAAGCUCGCCAACAAGAACAAAAACCUAGCCGCCGAUGGAGAUGGCGACGAAAGCGGCACCGCCUUACCAGGCGGACAGACGCGUCUGCGCUUCGGGCCCAAGCCCGCCAAGAUAGCGUUCACGACAAACGGGCUCACGACGCUGCCCGAGAUACGCGAUAUGCUGAAUGUGUGGCACCGCGAGACGCGGGACGCGGGCCCGCACCGCCGGGACGUGGACAUGUUGGAGAAGUACCUGGUCCGCGUCGUCGUCGAGGAGAAGGACAUGGAUAAGGUGCUGAAGCUGGUCCGGUGGCUCGAUUACCUGGUCGAAGACAGCGGCGACGAGCUGGAGUACAGCGGGAAAGAAGCCUGGCGCGAAGUCGUCGGGCAUGUCAAGCAAGAAGUGCAGAAUGCGGUGAGGUCGAGGGGGCUGGGCCCGCUGGAUAUAUGAAGAAUGGAUCAUAUGGCAAAUAUGCGUUUUAUAAUAAGUUUACGUCGAUAUGGUAUAGUUACGAUCGAGACGACGACGAAAGAUGAAGUAUCUUAAUGAGACUGAGUGUUUUAAUAUUAAUAGCGUUGUAUUCAGGCAAUCUAGGCUAGGGUAACGCGAACGGAUGCUCCAUAUCCAUUAUUCAACACCUCCCUCUAACUCUUCCACCCCCAAGUCUCAUAGGUUUUCUUCACGGCAACUAGUUCCGAAAGGAACGACUCCGUAACAUCACCCACCGAGGUUAUCAAGACUUCAACACCGACUCGGACAAAUAGGAUCUUGGCGGAAGAAACAAACAGCAGAAACCGACCUCUCACUCACCCACCCCUUUCCUUACAUU